AAACAUAAAGAAGACAGAGCGGAUUUGAAGCUGCGUCACAAAGUUUGUCUCCUGGUCUCAGAGUCUGUGAAGUGGGAGUCUGGUUCGGUUUGUUCAGAGCAGUCUGUUGUGUGUCCGUACCUGGAGCAACAUGUCGGUGACGGUGAAGGCCUACCUGUUGGGGAAAGAUGAGUCUGUGAAAGAGGUGCGGAGGUUCGCCGUGGAUCAGGACGUUUCCUGCAGCUUCGAGUAUCUGAGCAGGAAAACCGCCGGAGUGUUCAGCAACCUGAAGAGCAGCAGCUUCAACAUGUACUACAGAGAUGAAGAUGGAGACCUGGUGGCAUUUUCCUCUGAUGAUGAGCUGAUGAUGGGCCUGGCCUGCAUGAAGGACGCCACCUUCCGCCUCUUCAUCAAAGAGAAAAAGGAGCACCGUCGAGACUUUCCUCUUCAUGCCUUCCCUCCGUUCCUCUUCGGCCACCCUCCUCCUCCACCGCCCGGAGCUCCUCAGCCCCCGCCCCCUCACAUGGCACCGCCCCCCGCCCUCCACCCUAACGUCACCUGCGACGGCUGCGACGGCCCCGUGGUGGGAACUCGCUUCAAGUGUUCGGUCUGUCCAAACUACGACCUGUGCCCCGCCUGCCAGGCUCGAGGGACGCACACUGAGCAUGCUCUGCUGCCCAUCUGGCACCCGCUGCAGUGGUUUCCUCGGGGGAAAUGGAUGAAGAGGAUGAGACACUGCAUGUGGAACCAGAACCUUUACCAUGCUCAGAACCCGAGUGCAGACCAGGACCAGGACCAGGAUCAGGAUCAGCCUGGAUCCUCCAGACCUUCUGCUGACUGCAGCGCCCCCUCUGCCUCCCAGGCAAACGUGGACUUCCUUAAGAACAUUGGCGAGGGUGUGGCGGCCAUGUUGAGCCCACUGGGUAUCGACGUAGACAUCGACGUGGAACACGAGGGCCAGAGGACGAAGGUGAGCCCUCCCUCUCAGAGUGGGGGGGUGGAGGGAGACAUGGAAAGGGGUGGAGUCAGUGCUGGGGGUGGGGCCAACGAUGAAGGUGGAGCCAGCAGUGAGGGUGGGACCAAUGAUGAGGGAGGAGCCAGCAAGGGGUCAAAGGUGUGCAGAGACUCCGAUGAGGAGUGGACUCACCUGAGCCCCAGAGAGGUCGACCCCUCCACCGGAGAGUUGCAGUCCCUCCAGCCGAGGGACCAGGACCAGGUCUCGCCGCCGGCAGAGCAGGGUCCGACAGGUCUGAAGGAGGCUGCUCUGUACCCUCACCUGCCCCAAGAGGCAGACCCCCGCCUAGUGGAGUCUCUGUCUCUCAUGCUGUCGAUGGGUUUCACCGAUGAAGGCGGCUGGUUGACUCGUCUCCUUCAGGCCAAAAACUUCGACAUCGGCGCCGCGCUUGACGCCAUCCAGUACGCCAAACAGCCCCGGCCACACCAGCGCUGAUGUCAUCACGAUGUCACUGCUGACACAUCUAUACUAAACCAAUGAUGUCUAAGAAUGAUUCAUACUGCAGAUGUCCCUGUUGUUUCCUGUUAUCUGAUUACAGUUACUAAUCAAUACUUUGUCUCGUUAAUCGAUACUUCAGCUGAUUACUGGGUGGACUAUCUUUGUAUUCAUCGACAUGCUGCUGUUCUGUGUAAUCUGAACAAUAAAAACAUGCAGAAUUGAA
Messenger RNA from Chelmon rostratus (copperband butterflyfish), 1655 nucleotides. It is a transcript of the gene sqstm1, whose product is annotated as sequestosome 1. Gene Ontology annotation, cellular component: amphisome; aggresome. The transcript is spliced from 8 exons. NCBI's taxonomy places the organism in Eukaryota, Metazoa, Chordata, Actinopteri, Chaetodontiformes, Chaetodontidae. Bases 131 to 1429 code for a protein of 432 amino acids. Gene Ontology annotation, biological process: endosome organization; mitophagy; aggrephagy. The record is from RefSeq and is a predicted model, not a curated record. Gene Ontology annotation, molecular function: K63-linked polyubiquitin modification-dependent protein binding; protein kinase C binding; zinc ion binding.